CAAUACUGAAUAGCAUUGCAUUAUAUAGCGUUGCAUUCCAUACAGGUUACGUUGAGAAGGUGAUUGUGUCGAAGGUACCGCAAGGCGUGUUAGCAUUGAGCCUGCCGCGUCUUGAUCUUAUGCGUGUUAAUAAAAUUACUGUAAUAAAGCACGUAAGCAUGCGCCUGGAAAGUGGUUGCUUAUGGUUAAUGUUUGUAUAUUAUAUACCGCUACGAAGCACGGCUCUGUUAUGCGCUAACUUAAUACACAUAAAACCGCGCUGGUUUUAUCUAAUGGGCUCGCUUUGGGUUAUAAAUAAUCGGAGAAUUAGUCUAAUCUGAUGACGCAGUCGGAAGUUUUUGACCAGUGUGGAAUGCAAGUGCUUACCCCGUGCUGCCCUGCACAUUACUGAGAUGAGGUCCCGUUCAUUUUAUACCGACCGCGACAGCUAAAAACUGAAACUCUUGGAAGCUGAUUGCACCGCAAUGAUCACCUGCAAAACCACUUUUACGAGUCAUCGUUUGUGCACCAUAACGCGCAACUGGGAGAAAUGCUCAAAUUUGACGAUUUCCUUCUCUUUCCAUUUUUUGUCAACAUCUCUCUUCACUGCGUAAAGGAUGAACCAGGAUGGCGAACAAACGACAAGCUAACCCAGAAUCCAUUCAAUCCAGUCACUGUGCCAGUUGUAGCCCGUCACGGGCAAAGCCUCAUUCUUCACGAUGACCUGUCUAUCUGUAACAAAAAAUGCAGUUUAGCAGAAUGGUCUAACUUCAUACACUUUGGCAUGGAUUCCAAUGGAGAGAUAUGUCCAGGAGUAGAUUUCUACAAGUGUGAAUGUGAAUCGGUGCAGUGCAUAGGAGACACGGUAAUAGUAGGAAGCAGUUCUGGGCGCUUCGGAACCCUUUGGAUUCCAUAUAGUACACCAUUCAUUCCUAAAAAAGAUACUCCACGAAUUUUAAAAGUCAGGGAGUCCUCAGCAUCGAGUGACCCGACGACAACGCCACAACCAAGUUCCACGGGACCAGGUCUGAACAAGUGCCUUGUAUCCAUGCAUUUAAUAAUCUUAAGCAACAGUGUGACUUCCUUGACUGACGAUAAUGGAACCGCAGUCACAUCAGACGACCCCAACAACGGUCUAUCGGGAAGCACUACCGUAUCUGCCAAUGACACUACACUACCGGUAGCUGGUAAUGGCACAACAUCGGGGAACAAGACCGCUUCGCAACAGAUUUCUGAUCCUCGGCAAGGACAUGGCAGAGCUGACCCUCAUAGUUUUCACGCCCAGUGGCGAUGGCUAGACUUCUGUCAAGAUGAUUUCUCGGAAGAGGGCGCCAGUGUUGUAUGCAAUCAAUUGCAGUAUAGCCAUCAUCACUAUUCAAGUUUUGAAAUACAAAAGGCCGGCUUGCCAUCAAUCGACCGCGACGAUGACAUCACUUAUCUCCCAUACAAGACGAUCUGCACGGGAAACGAAACAAAGCUUUCACAAUGCAAGUUCAAAAAACUGAAUUAUCUGCAGUACAAUUGCACCGCCCCGGUGACAAUCUAUUGUAAUGACGCUACUAGUACUCGCUUCGACAACCGCAGCAUUUCUGGUAGUCCAGCCAUAGCCGACAUCGAGCUCCUCGUAUUCAUGCCGCAUAUCGGUAAAUGGUCAACAGUUUGCCGGAAGAAUUGGACUCCGUUUGAUAAUUCACUGGCAUGCGAGGGGGCUGGUAAAUUAGACCCAUUUGCCAAUGCUCAAGCGCAGUCAUGCUGGGAGCAUCGAUUUAACAACAUCCUACACGAGCGUCCGGCCAGUAGCGGUAUUUACCGUAUUUACAGCACCAAAUGGAAACGGAUCAUUCCGGUGUAUUGUAGUAUGUUGUACGAUGGCGGCGGAUGGACACGGGUUAUCGCCACGCACUAUUCGAUCAGCGAUGAAGAGUGGGACUCGGUAAACGUCUUGUCUCGCAAUGCCUAUCAGCCACAAUUAGAUUUCAAUUAUUCAAUCCUGGAAAUAGCCGAUUCUUUGCAAGUGGUCGAUCACAAAGCGGGCUUAGAUGAAGGGAAGCCGGAAUAUUUAAUGCACAUUCACUAUGUAACUGGUAGACAUGACCUUUUCCAAGUCCGUUAUCCUGCACUGUGCAGCCUCAUUGCAGACGCUCCGUGUGUGUCUUCUAACGGAAGUGAGGAAGAGCCACAACGAGCCGAAAUCAUCAACAACCGUACAUUUUUCAUAGAUUCAACUCUGAAGGAUUUUAUGGUUCCGUGGUUCAUAAUGCAGGACGGCAACGGCUUUAUGUAUACUCUGAGCAAUCAAACAAAUGGAACGAAAUUGUUAGGUGUGUUGCUUGCGUCAAACAACGAAGACCGGUCACUUAAUUCAAGCGACAUUCCAUUCCGUUUCGAAUUAUACGUGAGAACACGAAACUAUAGAAUCAAAGAGCCUCCAGAAAUUGACUGCAACGGCAUGGAUUAUCUGUUGGAUGGGAAUUUUCGAGUACAGAACGCCCAGUUCUCGACUUCUUCGGUUCGGGAAGAAGCAGAAGACAGUAGUCUGCAUGACGGCUUCAUGAGCUUUCUCUCACCUGAAACAGGAGUAUCCGGUACUGAGGGUCCCCAUGGAUGGAUAUCCGAUUCCGCCAGUACAGUCGAAGGCAGCUGGAUCGGGAUUGAUUUGCUCACACCACACAAAAUUGAAAAAGUGCUUGUACGAGGAGUUACUGCGCAGCCAAACUUCGAAGAGCGCUGGGUCAAGGAUUUCUCAUUGCAAAAGAUUGUUUUGGGAUCCGAAAGUUCAGCCAGCAAAGCGGAAGUACAGCCAAUUUUCAAUAGCAUGGGUAAAAACUGGUUUUCUGGCAAUCACGAUGCUUCUAACAUUACCACCAACACGCUCCGACAGGCCGUGGCGCAUGAUGAUAUCAGAAUGCUGCGGCUGGUUCCAUUGAACACGCAACCAGAGAUCCCUCCAGUUGGCUUGCGAUGGGAACUAAUAGGUUGUUCACGGGUGCCCCGAAGUGAAGAUGCGUUCAUUCUGGAGGCAAUGACCAACGAAGCCCUAGGCAUGAACAGCAGCCGGCGAAACUAUCGUCUAGGAGCACCAGCGAGAGAUAUAUGGUACUCUCCAGCGUGCAGCAGUGAAAAUUUUGAAAUUCGAUUGCCAGAAACGUAUCUUAUUAAAAGCAUCGUUGUAUCUGGACACCCUAACCGUCGAGAGGUCAUUGGCAAGUUUAAGCUGCUGUUCAGUAGAACCGGAUCUAGUCAUCACUAUAAAUGGUAUGGCGCAAACAUGGAUGAGUUAAACAUACUGGAGCAAGAUCAACCACGAAUCUUCCUAGGUCCGCAAGAUGGCUCCACGCCACUGUACAUCAAUUUUAAGUAUCCUUGGUCUGCGCGACUUCUGCGUUUCGUUGUCCUUGAGCCACGUGGAACUCCGUGUUACGUUCGCCUGGAGCUGAUUGGACGCCCCCUCACCGACACAUGUACCAUGCCGUUAGGUAUGAACUCGGGAAACAUAGCGGAUUUUCAGUUAACUGCCAGUAGCCAGUAUGUCGACCCUUGUUCAAGCCGCAAGACCACCUGUCGUCGGUAUUCUUACGGCCCGGAGCGUGCACGCUACUCUACCGGCACCCGACGCCAUGAUUUGCGCGGUGCUGGAGCCUGGAGACCGGCAGUGAACGAUAUAGCACCCUGGAUUCAAGCUGAUCUGCUAGCUCAGACACAGUUGACAGCCGUCAUUGUCCAGUCAUCCAACUUGAGUUACAUGUCUAGCUUUUCUAUGCAAUAUUCCAACAAUGGUGACACUUGGUACCGGGCAACAGAGUGGCAAAUCGACGAAACCGAUCGCCUCGGAUCGUUUCGCCUGCCUUCGUUCUUGGUCUACCUGACACCACCUAUUUACGCCCGGCAUAUUAAAAUUCUUCCAUUGCAAUUCAACUCUUUCGGUGCGGUACCUGUGGAGAGAAACGUCAAAUUUGAGCUUUUAGGAUGUACGAUCCCUGCUGACUAUCAUCCACUUAGACCGGAAUUUACACGCCAUUACAACACCAUCUUGCAUCCAGACAAGCAUUUUGACUCAUACUUUUAUGAACUAAACGAUACGGAAUGCGCUGAUAAGUGUUUGCAAGAGAAAGGAUUUCUGUGCCAGGGAUAUUACAUCAAAGACUCCCACACGUGCAUCCUAACGGUUGCAAAUCUUCGAUCCUGGGAUGUAAAGGGUCACAACGUCAGCAUGGAUGAGACGAUAUUCAACCAACGGGAGCCACGAUGUCUCUCUAGUCUGGGACUCACCAAUCCGAAAGUAAUUGCUGAUUCUGCGUUUACGGCUUCUUCCAACAGAAAUCGCGCUUCUUCUGCUCGCCUCUCAUUCCGGGCUGAUGGUGUGUACGAGAAAGGGUGGGUGCCGCGGAAAACCGAUUUCAAUCCCUACAUUCAAGUGACAUUGCCGGGAUUAUAUCUUAUCACGGGGUUUCACAUCAACGGUGAUGGGACAGACAACUUUGUUCGAGAACUUAAAAUUGAAGCAUUUAACGGUACCGCGUGGGCAUUUUGUAAAAACGCGACAGAUUCAGCGGAGGAUGGAUAUUUUGACGGUAACAGCGACCCGUUUAACGUCAAUACAACCUGGAUACCAGCGGAAUUUCAGCCACGUGCUUCCAUCAUUCGGCUUUAUCCUGUUAGCUAUGGACAAGACGGACUAUCGGCAUUUCAGUUUGAACUGACUGGCUGCCAACUACAGGAAACCGAUCUCUCAUAUCCGAUGGGCUUCAACGAAAUCAAGUGCUCCGGCAACGAACAACGUACAGCCGAUUGCCCCCACGAAAUGUCCGAUCCGAACGACAUUCACUGCAAUUUUAACACAUCCGUGCGACCACAGUGCGUCACUCAUUGCGGUGAUCCGGGACACCGUGCCUGUGGAAAACGAUCGGGAAUACAUUUCUUCGCCCCGCAUCAGGUGACCUAUGAGUGUUAUGAUGGGAGCAAGCAGAUCAUUCAGUGCAAAGACUCGGGAUUUUGGACAUCAGCCGGCCGCUCAUGCGUGAAGAAUGUUGUUGAGAAUGUGGCCCUUCUAAAGUCCGCCAACCAAAGUUCGACUUCUAAAGUUCCCGGUUUUCAACAUGCCGCGUACGCCGUUGACGGGGAUGAGCUGCAGAACAUGCGGACUUGCACGUUUACCAACGAGGAGAUCAAUCCGUGGUGGUAUGUGGAUCUGAAGCAGUUGUAUGAGAUACAAAGUCUCAACAUUACCCUUGGGUUCACGACUUACAAGGCCGAGAUCAGGAUCGGCCCUCGUAACCCAUGGAAUGCGAAAGGUGCACUGGAUUUCACCGUCAAUCCGAUAUGUUUCAGUGCCGAUUACCCGCUGCAUGUAGGCAACGACACAACUAACACCGCGAGUAUCGAAUGCAAAUCGGGCAAUCCCAUCAGCGAUCAGGAAUUUGGAAAUUCUCCCGUAUUUGGUCGUUUCGUGUCUAUACAGGUUCUCUCGUCAAUUCCAACCACACUGUCGUUAUGCGAGGUCAAGGUGUUGGCAAAACCGUGCCUGACAAACGACGUUCAAGAUCAGGCCGAAUUCGCCGCCAUUUAUCGCAGCGUAAGCAACAUUGCCGACAUGAAAAGUGUACUCACCCAAGUUGCCCAAGAACAACGACCUGAAGGUCUGCCAGAUGACACAAGCUCAGUCGGUAUAGAUGACGACCUCGGAUGCACUCAUGCGCAAAGUCGCCAUCAACUGGACGAUCAACCGUACGUCAUAUACAGUCCGGGUGGUCAGGUGUACGUCACCGGUCUCACGAUUGAAACCGAUCGUAAGCCUUACGAGCUGCAUGAUUAUGAAGUCAGGGUGGGAGAAUAUCCACGAAAGGAAGACUUUAUGAAAAAUGGUUUAUGCCAUCGAAAACGGGGAUAUGUGAUAGCGGGACAGAAGGAGGUCAUCAAAUGCGAGAGGCCAUUAUAUGGAAGUUACGUUAUCAUUAUGGUCACUGAUGUCAACAGAAGCUAUUUGUCUUUGUGCAAAGUUAGCAUUUGGGGGAAGCUUUGUGAUGCACGAUUAGAUGCAGUCCACAUGAGACCGCUUGCGGCCAGCUCCUACGCCCCAGGAAGUGAUAUCUGGGUCCUAAUUAACGACGAUGUGGCUUGUUUUGAAACAGAUAGAGAAAACUCCCCAUGGGUGUCUUUAGACAUGGCUUUUCCCACGGAAAUUACAACGGCUAACUUCACUUUAUGCGAUCAUGUCUCAUCCGGCCAUCUGGAACUCAGAGUCGGCGAUAACGCCGAUCCAGAUUUAAAUCGUGUUAUGGCGACUAAAGUAAAGAUCACCAGCCUUCUUUCUCAGACAAACUACUCCGUCGUCACCCGCAACUGGCCACCAUUAGCUGGUCGUUAUCUUUCCAUCCACUUGAUGCCUACGGGAGGCUUACAAUCCUUAUGUGUCUGCAAUUUAACAAUUGCUCGCGACCGUUAUUGCCCGACAGAACACUAUCACAAUGUCGCCUACGGCAUUUAUCCGCUAGUCAGUUCGCGGGAUACAGUUCAGUAUCGCCCAGAAGUGACAACCGAUGGCUACCACGAGCAUAUGCAGCACUUGUGUUUCUCCACCAAGGUUCAGCACCGACCGUACUGGGUGAUUGAACUGCCAACCGCCCGAAAGGUCUUCACAAUUAGGGUAGUAGCUAAGCAGGACUCCAACAAGGAGAUCCGGGUGGGCUAUUCCGCGCACUGGCGAACUAAUAAAAAGUGUGGUACUAUUGACAAUCACUCGACUGGAAUCAAGGCCUUCACUAUUUCCUGUGUGGAUGAGAACGGAAAUGCUGCCGUUGGUGAUAAAAUUUCGAUUGAAGUGGUGGACGGGCUCGCGUCCAAGCUGACGCUAUGCGAAGUGGAAGUAUGGGGACACUGAGGCGCGUAUUGCUUUUGCUAGCGUUUGGGCUUUUUUUAAAACACCGGUGUUUAAGAGCACUUCAUCCUGUCGAUGUAACGCCUGGGUGGCAAUAAGGCUUGUAUAAGUUAAAGCUUUGCUGUUCUGUUGGACAUUUUUAUUUUAAUAAAAUUGUGGUUUUUCGGAUGUUUACCUAAUUACCUUACCGGUUUUGAAAAUAAAAACGAUAAA
Messenger RNA from Paramacrobiotus metropolitanus, 7066 nucleotides. RefSeq lists its product as uncharacterized. The record is from RefSeq and is a predicted model, not a curated record. Gene Ontology annotation, cellular component: membrane. The coding region runs from base 530 to 6856 and encodes 2108 amino acids. Lineage: Eukaryota; Metazoa; Tardigrada; Eutardigrada; Parachela; Macrobiotidae. The transcript has 16 exons.